UGUCAGCACUACGAUGUCCUUGAAGGGGGUCCACUGAGGGGCCUUCCCAAGCGUGACUAUUGUUUUAGUGUCUGCAAUGGCGGCCAGGUGGAGCGUCUCCUCCAUCAGCGAUCAUCCAAUGAUCAACUCCCAGAAGGUUGAGUGUUCACGACAUAGAAAUACGACUGGUGAUGUUCCAUAUCAGUUCCGUUUCUCUCUCCACUAGCCUGGAUCUCCUGGUAUUUUCAUAUCCCGCCUCAGUCCAAGAGCCCUUGUUCAAAUCCUGUGUUUACAUUCCUGCCGCUUCCUCGAUUUCUGAGUCGCCGCUACUUCUUCCACGGUACUUGGGGGAUCGCACAGGGAAGACCCGAGCUUCCUUGCCAUGAGGAAUGACGACAUGCUCAUGACUUGGCCCAUGAAGUCAGAUCCCGCAUUCCCGCCCUCUGAUUCAGAUGCAUCGUCACUGGAAGCGCUCAGACCGAAAGUCCGAAGCCGCAACGGCUGCAAUACCUGCCGACGGAGGCAAGUGGAGUGCGAUGAGAGUCGUCCCAACUGCACGCGCUGUCAGCGAUCGAAAAACCCCGGUAGCUACGAACUCCAGCUGCAAUGGGAGGACGAGAUGCGCACGGCUGGGAAGUGUCAUGGACGAACGGGCAUUCAGUCGACGAGACAUUCCUUGCAGUGCCCACCGGCGACCAACGGAGAACCCGAACGGUUGACACGGGCCAGACGCAAUGACACGGCCCUCCGGCAACGCGAGGCCGCUUCCGUCACGAUUUGCUCUCCACCCGGUCCCCAUAGUCGACUACCGGCCAGGCCCAGUAGUCGUGUCGCUUAUUGCACUCCCUACGAGGACUGGAAAAACACCACGACUAUUUCGCGCCCAUUACCGGUGUUGCCAUGGAGCAUUGGUAUGCCAGGGGUGGACGAUGUGUGUUUGUCCUUUUACGAUGCUGUGAUGUGCACCGUCGGGGUGACGAUCGAUGAUGAGCGUUUCAACCCUCUCCGCAACACGGUGAUGCGCCUCGUUUUUCGGAGUGAGACAGCUUAUUAUGCCGUUCUUAUGGCCAGUGCACAUUACCUGCGGUCGGUGGACGGUAGGUUUGAACUGGUAGAGAUCCAAAUCCGGUCAAGGGUGCUGAGGGGCUUACGGAGGGCCUUAAUGAAAGACAAUUUGGAUUGGGAGGAUUUGUUGGUGCCGACAAUCUUCCUGUGCUCUUCGGCAGUAUGUUAAAGUCUCCACCUUAUAUCACAACACCCUUAUAUCUAAUAGCUGCGACGGUUCCUGGAUACGGCAUCUCGCCUGUUUCCGGUUGGUC
Molecule: messenger RNA, 1298 nt
Organism: Aspergillus alliaceus
Lineage: Eukaryota; Fungi; Ascomycota; Eurotiomycetes; Eurotiales; Aspergillaceae
Product: Zn(II)2Cys6 transcription factor
Exons: 3
Coding region: 362-1213 (283 amino acids)
Biological process (GO): regulation of transcription by RNA polymerase II
Molecular function (GO): zinc ion binding; DNA-binding transcription factor activity, RNA polymerase II-specific
Source: RefSeq, a predicted model, not a curated record